CUAACCUCCAAUUGGUUAUAACCCGCGCUAGUAACGCACGCUUGUCUACAUAACCUUAUCCGAGACGCACCAGUGGGAAACACUCGUCCAAUUGGUCCCCUCUACCGCCGGUAUUACACGACCGAUUUUUACGGGGAUUCCCCUCUUUUAGUCGUGUCACAAUUUUUUUUCACUUUUUUUUUUUUCUCCAAGAAAAUACAGUGGAAUUGGUGGAUAUUAUGUCAGACCUGUUCCCCCACCACUGUCUUCUGCUGUCAUUGGCGUGUGUGGGCACAUUGACACGCUCGUGUAUUAUCAACACGUGAAGAAAACCGGUGUUUACGAUUUUGUGCUGUGAAUGCUGAAUUGAAACGGAGAUUGAGUGACUAGAGUGCGAUUAAUUAUUUUUUUUUUCGACGCGUGUUUAUGACGUGUGCAGCUGUGGAUUUUAAUACUCGGUGAUUGACUUUUUGGUGGGAACUUGGAGGAAUAUUGGAUCUUACCAGUGGUUUUUUUUUCUUAUCAUGAGCGACGGUAUUGUCAGUGCAAUCUCCAUAAGUUUGUUUGGUACUGGUUCCAUGUGUGUUGGAGAGGAGAGGAAGAGACAACACGGCAGUAUGGAGACUGGAUAUUCGAUGCUAACUGGUGAUCUUGACGUCUGCAGGAUGUUUGAUCAGUACACUUAUAAGAGGAGCGACAAUCUCGACUUGUCACUGAGUGUGCCACAACACCAUCAGAACACGUACCACCACGACGGCGGCUACAACAUGGCUGACCAGACGUUUCACACGCCGAGUUUUGGAGACGAGGAUUUUGACAUUCCUGCCAUUCAUCCACAUCAGCAACACCAGCAGCAUCACCAGCAGCAGCAGCAGCAUGAUCCAAUGCGUGGCUACCAGUCACAGAUGAUGCAAGGCGGUGGUAUGCAGCAGUCGCCAGACGCUCUGAGCCUGGACCCGGGUGGAUACCAGCAGCCCCUCUACCUGCAGCAGGAACACACGAUGCAGCCAAUCAACGUCAGUUCAGCGUACACAAGCCCACAGGCGUCGUACACGUCAAUGAGCUCUCCUGGCCACCAGCACAGUGGCCAGCAGCUGCUUUUAUUACAACAACAGCACAAUCAAGCACAGCAACAGCAGCACGCCCAGCAUCAGCAACAGGUACAAAUGCACAUGCAAUAUGUUCACACUCAGCAUCAACAGAUGCAGAAUCAGCAUCAACAGCAGCAGAUGCAGUACAGAAGUCCACCGGGUGGUAGUCCACCAGCUAUACAGCAAAAUCCACCGGCUGAGAACAAUAAUACGACAACGAGUGAGGACAGCGAUGACAGUACACCACAUUCGGCCAUGAUUACUGGAAUGAAACGACCCUCACCCGAGCCCGUAGACACUGUUAAUAAGGCCCAGAAGAAGCCAAAGGCACAGAAGAAAAAGAAGAAGAGGGAUCCAAAUGAACCGCAGAAGCCAGUCUCGGCGUAUGCCCUGUUCUUCCGCGACACCCAAGCGGCUAUCAAAGGACAAAAUCCCAACGCAAGUUUCGGUGAAGUAUCGAAAAUUGUUGCAUCAAUGUGGGACGCACUCGAGACAGAGCACAAAAAUGUUUAUAAGAAGAAGACUGAAGCAGCGAAGAAGGAGUAUCUCAAGGCCCUGGCGGCUUAUCGGGCAUCAGUUGUGAGUAAGAGCGCUGGAGAUGAGCCUCAACCCCAGCAACCCCCACCACCACAGCAACAGCCCCAACAACAACAGCAACAGCAACAGCCCCAGGUCCAGUAUGGAUAUGGUUACGGUGGUAAUCAAGCUGGUAAUGUUGCCUAUCAGGUUUACAGUCCCCAGCCCCAGCCGCCAUCACCUCAACAGCAGGCCCACCAACACCAGCAAAUGGCCAUUAAAAAAUCACCCCAUCAUCUCACUGGAAUGCAGCCCAAUCAUCCACAACAGCAGGGUAUGAUGGGCAAUCCAAUGGCACCACCGCACAUGACACAGCAACAACACAUGCAGCAACAAGUAUCACAGCAACAGUAUAUGCAGCAGGUGCCACAACAACAAGUACAACAAGUACAGAUUCAACAGCAGCAAAUAAUGCACAUGAGUCCUCCACGUGCUGACUCUUUAUCGAGUCCACCACCAGUAACAGGACAGCAAACAGGACUUGGCCAAUCACCACCAUCAAACUCUUGCAUUCGUCAGGGGUGUCCAAAUCCAGCAAUUGCAAAUAGCGAAUGGGAGGAUGAGUAUUGCAGUAAUGAGUGUGUGGUUAGCCACUGCAGGUUUGUGGAUGUCUUCACCACGUGGGUCUCAUCAAAUCAAAAUCCCCAACAGAAUUUUUCAACAGUGAAGUAAACACGAUGAUUAUCUAAGUGUUAAUCACAACAAAUAGGAUGAACCACAGAUAUGUUUUUUUUUCUCUCCUUUCAUGACCCAAGGCCCCUUCAUUCAAGAAUUUAUUGGGGGCCUGUGGGUCGUUGAAGCGUUAAAAUUUAAAGUUAAAAACGUAAAAUAAUGGAAACUUUACACAAUUAUGUACAUAAAGUUCUAGACAAGAGUUGAGUGAGAGUUCUGAUUCGCUGGAGAUGGGACAAUCACGAAUUAUAUGAAAAAAAUUAUAAUAUUAAUAAUAAUAAUAAUAUUAAUAAUGCAACAAUAUAAAUGCCUGGAUGACACGAUGAGACUGUCUGCUAGGAAAUACUGCGAAUCGCAACGAGGCAACAAUUGACUGUGAAUUAACGAAACGAUUUAAUACUGAUUUUUCAUAAACUUUUUUUUUACGUACUUGUGGAACAGCCUUAAACUGGAGUGACCAGAACUCAGCUGAUAAUAAUCUUUGUUUUGUUGAUCAACUUCAAUAAUUUAUUUCAAAGUAAAGUUUCAUACUUCAAUUAAAUCAGUAGAUUUUUCUCUUUUUUUCAUUCAUUUGUAUUAAAUAUAGUUUUAUAAUAACAAAUAUAUUUAUAAAUACGAUCCAUCAUAAGCUGAAUCAAUGUGGAAAAUAGUACAAUGGUAAAAGAAAAACAAAUUAUGGAAUGUUCUUUUUUAAAUGUUUAAACAUAAUCUGUGUUAUUAGUUGGCAGUGCCAUUUGCCAGUUGUUGCAUAACUUCAUUUUCAACAUUCAUUUAGCUAGAUAAUAAUUAAUGAGAGGAGAUACGAGAACAGGUGAAUGAGAGAAAUAAAAGAAGCUACACAUACGUAUAGUUAUAUAUAGUAUCUAGCCUCCCUGUCCCUCCCUCACACCCAUCCACGAGUUUAUAAAUAAAAAAGAAUAUCCAUCUGAGGAAAAUUUACCUGAGACGAUUGACGAUGUUGGGGAGAUAUGAUGUCAUUCUGUUCCCUCGUCCCCACCCUUUUCCCCUCAAUACGUAAUAAUUAUUGGAUAAGGGAAUUAUUAAAAAUCACUGGAUGACGACAGUCCAGGUACCACUGCAUCUGGAUGAAUAAAUAAAUCUGAGAGAUGAUAAACAAUUGAAUUUUAAAUGGUCAGUGGACGAUAUGUGGAUUCAUUAUUUAAUGCUCCAAGGCCACUAGUUGGAAAAUCAUUAUUUUUUUAUUAUGUACGUGCGAUCCAAUUUGUAUCUAUAGUAGAUAUUUUCCUUCUGUUGUUUUUCCUUUUUGUUUAGUUUUUAUGCUAUUUUUUAAUAAACUGAGGAUAUUGGGGUCUGAUUGGCGGGUUGUUUUGAAUUGCUCGGUGAGAUAUUGCGGUUUAAUCGGGAAAAAUUUGUGAGAAUCAUCUCGGAAAAUAAAAUAUUUUUUAAUCGAAUUGUUUAUUUUUUCUAAUCGAGGUGAUCAACCGGUGAAUCGCAGGCGUUUUGGGACUGAAUAUUAAUUGAAUGUGGGACGAUAUUUUUUUUAAAUUGGGUUUUUGCGAUUUUUUUUUUUAACGAAGUGAAAAUUUCCCGCGAAAACUUAACUGCUGGGGGGGAAAUAUUGACCUCAAUCGAAGGGAUGAUUCAAUGGUGAAACGCUGAUCACUUGGGGACAUUCUGUGCAUAUAAUUAUUGAUAUAUUUCUUUUCUGUUCCAGUAAAUACAUUUUUUUUUCACGCUGAUUUUUUUAAAUUCAAAUUUAUGGCGCCAAGGGCACACGCUCUGGGGAAGAAUUCACAUUAAUUUAAUUAUUUGUUUUUUUAUAUUCUUAUGUAAAUACGAAUAUAAAUAUAUUCUAUAGAUUUAUAGGUCUAUAAUAUAUACAUAAUCAGUACUGUAAUAUAUUGAUAACAAUUUGUGGUAUAUUACGAGAAAAUACAAAUUAUAUAUUAUACAUAUAAAUUAGAAUAAAUAUAUUAUUAUUGGUUAUUGAUGAUGCGUAAGAUAUUGAUUAUGAACGUUUGCGAGGUGCGCCAACAAUGGCUGAAUUUUUGGCCCAUUGAUAUGGUAUUUCAUGUGAAUGAAUAAAUUCAAUACAGUGCAGAAUAAAAAAAAACAACAACAUUAAGUCCCUCCCCUCGUUCAUGUACAAUUCCCGAACGAUUAUGAGAUCAUAAUUAUUGUGAAACGCAAUUUUACAAUAUGAUGAAUCGUAAUGUGCGAUGAGAAAACCUAUAGUGAAAAACAGAGAGUUAACGAAAAUGAAGUUAAAGCGUUAGGCGUUAUUAUAGUAUCGUAGACCUUAGCACGACGCAUCAAAUGCUAAUAUAUGAUGGUGAUUUGCAAUGAAUUUAUGUUCAUUAUUAUUGUUUUUUUUUUCUGUACAAAAAGAAUAUCUUAAUUAAAUGACUCAGUCCCAGAA
Molecule: messenger RNA, 4698 nt
Organism: Diachasmimorpha longicaudata
Lineage: Eukaryota; Metazoa; Arthropoda; Insecta; Hymenoptera; Braconidae
Product: TOX high mobility group box family member 3-like
Exons: 12
Coding region: 504-2318 (604 amino acids)
Biological process (GO): regulation of transcription by RNA polymerase II
Cellular component (GO): nucleus
Molecular function (GO): chromatin DNA binding
Source: RefSeq, a predicted model, not a curated record